This is a messenger RNA of Poecilia reticulata (guppy), 1557 nucleotides long. Lineage: Eukaryota; Metazoa; Chordata; Actinopteri; Cyprinodontiformes; Poeciliidae. The record is from the annotation of a RefSeq genome assembly.
AUGGCAAUCACACGCUGAUUUUUUUCAACCAAUCAUAAAGACAUUGGCACCCUUUAUUUAGUAUUUGGUGCUUGAGCCGGAAUAGUAGGAACAGCCUUAAGCCUUCUGAUCCGAGCCGAACUCAGCCAACCUGGGGCCCUCCUGGGGGAUGAUCAAAUUUAUAAUGUAAUCGUUACAGCUCAUGCCUUUGUAAUAAUCUUUUUUAUAGUCAUACCAAUCAUAAUCGGAGGCUUCGGUAAUUGAUUAGUCCCAUUAAUAAUUGGCGCUCCUGACAUAGCUUUUCCCCGAAUAAAUAAUAUAAGCUUCUGACUUUUACCACCCUCAUUUCUCCUCCUCCUAUCAUCCUCCGGGGUGGAAGCAGGAGCCGGUACAGGAUGAACUGUUUAUCCCCCUCUUGCAAGCAAUUUAGCCCACGCUGGACCAUCCGUGGAUUUAACUAUUUUUUCACUUCACCUGGCGGGUAUUUCUUCCAUUUUAGGAGCAAUUAACUUCAUCACCACUAUUAUUAACAUAAAACCCCCUGCAGCAUCUCAAUAUCAAACACCUUUAUUUGUAUGAUCUGUAAUAAUCACAGCCGUUCUCCUGCUUCUCUCCCUCCCAGUUCUCGCUGCAGGUAUUACAAUACUUCUUACAGACCGGAAUCUAAACACCACCUUCUUCGACCCUGCGGGGGGUGGUGACCCAAUUCUUUACCAACAUUUAUUUUGAUUCUUUGGCCACCCAGAAGUUUACAUUUUAAUUCUACCAGGCUUUGGGAUAAUUUCACACAUUGUAGCCUACUAUUCUGGAAAAAAAGAACCUUUUGGAUAUAUAGGAAUAGUAUGAGCUAUAAUGGCCAUCGGACUUCUAGGCUUUAUUGUAUGAGCCCAUCACAUAUUUACAGUUGGAAUAGAUGUCGACACCCGAGCCUACUUUACAUCAGCCACAAUAAUUAUUGCUAUUCCCACCGGAGUUAAAGUUUUUAGCUGAUUAGCAACUCUUCAUGGAGGAGCCCUUAAAUGGGAGACCCCACUCCUAUGAGCCCUAGGCUUUAUCUUUUUAUUCACUGUGGGGGGACUUACAGGAAUUGUUCUAGCAAAUUCAUCUCUAGACAUUGUCCUUCAUGAUACCUACUACGUAGUAGCCCACUUCCACUAUGUUCUCUCAAUAGGAGCCGUCUUUGCCAUUGUUGCAGGAUUUGUUCACUGAUUCCCGCUAUUCUCAGGUUACACACUUCACAGCACCUGAACAAAAAUUCACUUCGGAAUUAUAUUUGCUGGAGUUAAUCUCACCUUUUUUCCCCAACACUUCCUUGGACUCGCAGGCAUGCCUCGACGAUAUUCUGAUUACCCAGACGCCUACACACUUUGAAAUACAAUCUCUUCAAUUGGAUCCCUAAUCUCCCUCGUAGCAGUAAUUCUGUUUCUAUUUAUUAUUUGAGAAGCUUUCGCAGCAAAACGUGAAGUACUUUCAGUGCACCUAACCUCAACCAACGUUGAAUGACUUCACGGAUGCCCACCCCCUUACCACACAUUUGAAGAACCUGCAUUUGUUCAAGUACAACAUCACAAUAAAUAA